UAUUUAUUAAUCAUAUUUUUUUAUAAUCGAUUUUUAAUGGUUAUAUUAUGUUUUGUAACAAUAAAUAGUGUAUGACAUUACAUCUUAUAAUAUAUUACGAUGGAAUAUAGUCUAAAAAAAAAUGAUCAGUUCGAGUAUCCUCAAAUUAUUACCGAUUCGAAUAAUAUUAUAAAACCAACACCAAAUAUAUCUGAUGAAUACAAAAAAUUAAAAAAAAACAUAAAAAUUGAUGCAAAUAUUAUUAAUUCUACUGAAUCAUUAUAUUCAGAUGUUGCAAUGGUAUAUCCUAUAAGCUCUUGGACAUUUUGGUAUAGAGAUCCUUUAAAAUCUAAUUUAAAAUAUCCAUGGGAAGAAUCAUUGACUAAAAUUGAAACUGUUCAAGAUAUUACUCAUUUAUGGAAAGUUCUUGGCCAUAUUAUUCAACCAUCAGUAAAAUUUUUAAACACAUGUUUAUUUGUGUUUAAUGAAAAGAGCGUACCCGCAUGGGAACACAAAAGUAACGAAAAUGCAGGGCGUUGGAUAAUCAUAUUGAAAGAUAACCACAAUUUGCAUAAUAUAUGGAAUAAUAUGGUUCUACAAGUAGUUGGUGAUAAAUUUGCAACUGUUAUAACUGAUAUAAAUGGUAUAGGAUUGCACAUUAAACCGGUAUGUUCCAAGAUAACAGUAUGGACUACAAAAACAACUUUAAAUAAUUACAAAAGAAUACUAAAUAUUGGAGUGAUGAGCAGACAAACCAUUGGGCAGAUGACAAAACGCAUGUAUUAUUUAAUGCAUAACAACACACUAGUUUAAGUAUAAUUGUUACUUGCGAACGUUUAAAAACAAAAAUUGAUGAUUUCUCAUUAUUAUUUAUUUUAUUAACAAAUCUAUGAUUAAAUUUAUAAUAGUAACAAAAAUAUAAUUUACUUUCUACAUUACAUUA
Molecule: messenger RNA, 922 nt
Organism: Aphis gossypii (cotton aphid)
Lineage: Eukaryota; Metazoa; Arthropoda; Insecta; Hemiptera; Aphididae
Exons: 5
Coding region: 100-792 (230 amino acids)
Biological process (GO): translational initiation
Cellular component (GO): eukaryotic translation initiation factor 4F complex
Molecular function (GO): RNA 7-methylguanosine cap binding; translation initiation factor activity
Source: RefSeq, a predicted model, not a curated record